Salvia hispanica is the source of this 1391-nucleotide messenger RNA. RefSeq names its product RPM1-interacting protein 4-like. Gene Ontology annotation, cellular component: plasma membrane. Lineage: Eukaryota; Viridiplantae; Streptophyta; Magnoliopsida; Lamiales; Lamiaceae. The record is from RefSeq and is a predicted model, not a curated record.
CCAACACAAGCAGCACGUGUUCUUACUUCAACUUGACUUCUUAUCUCUCUCUCUCUCACUCCAGCUGAUCACCUCAAUCUUCACGGCCGCUCCGCCUCUCCAAUUUCACAAUCUAUACCCUCUUUCGCUCGAGAAUUUGGUUUUCUUUCACACAGAUUAAUGGCUCGCGCACAAGUACCUCAAUUCGGUGACUGGGAAACUGAAGAAAUCCCCUACACUAUGUAUUUCGAUAAUGCAAGGAAGGAUAAGAAGGGUGGUCAGAUUUACCAAAUGAAUCCCGAUGACAGUGUUGAGGCUGAAUCUAAGGAUAAAAAAUCAUCUUUUGAAAAAAAUCCAAAGCAUCAGCGACCUUCUAGCCGAGAGGAGGGUGAAGUAAGGAAAUCAACCAGUUCACCAGAUGUAGUCAAUCAUAGACCUGCAAAUGACACAUCUCAUAGAAGGCAUAACUCUUCACAAUCUGGAAGUGAUAAGUUAGAAGUAGAAGCAUUGAAGCCUAUAGAAAUCCGUAGACCAAGACAUGAUCGGCGGUCUAGCAGAGAAGACGGUGAAAUGAGAAGGCUAACUGAUUCUCCAUUGCGUCAUGAGACUGCAGGCCGAAGAAAUAGUUCCAACUCACCUCACCAUCGCUAUGGUGGCUCGAGUGCGGGUGAAACACCUAAGAGGCAUGCAAGGAACAGUGUAGGGUCUGAUCGCAGUACUGAUCAUUCACCACUACAUCCGCAUUCCCAAGCAAGAGUUGGAGGAAGAAAUAUUGGAGUUUCUUCUCCUUCGUGGGAAAGGAAAGCUACAUCCGAUGGGAGCCAAAGUUUAGCACCCACUACUCCUGGAAGGUCUCGGCUGAGAUCAGUUACACGAGGCGAUGACUCACCUGAUCGAGGCCCUGCUGUUCCCAAAUUUGGUGACUGGGAUGAGACUGAUCCUUCUGCAGCAGAAGGGUACACUCAAGUUUUUAACCUAGUAAGAGAAGAGAAAAACAGCGAAACGGGAAAGGUACCUGUAAAGCCGACUGAAACAUCUUAUUCCAGUACCCAGAAGGAAGCAAAUGAUAAUGCCAAGGGGUGCUUUUGCUUUUCGUGGACUAGAAGAUGACAAUGAUUGAACACGGUAAGUGAGAUCAGUCGUAUUGUAAGGCAUUUCUUUUUGUAUAGCUUGUGCGCGGCGCAAAUUGCAAUUCUAAGUUAUACAAGUUUUUAUGACACUUGAUAUUUUUAUUCAGAAAGACCAGACCGGCUCUGGUAUAAUUUUUUUCCAAUGUAAGUUCAACUUACUCUGCUUUCCUUUAAUCUUUGUAAUUUUGUAUUCAGUUAGUCCCUUUGAUGUCUCUGAUCAAAUGCUAUAUUAUUGCAAUUUUGGGUGUUUUGAGUUGGAGAUAGUUUGUUUGUAUGAGUUCA